UCUUGAAAUUUUGCACUUCUAAAUGCCGUGAUUCGUAAUAUUUCGGAAUUCCGAUAACAUCAGGUACCAUUUUUCUCCUCUUUCAUUCCAUUCCUACACUGCCUAGACACAUUUGAUAAAAAAUUUGGAAAAAAAUCGGUCGUAUAUACAGGGUACAACUUAAUUUACAGCCUGAAUUUUUCAGUUAUCGACGAUCGGACAUAGUCUCUCAAAAUGACUAUCUGCUUCCAUCCUCGAGUGAUCACAUCUUCAAAGGGAUCUUUUUUAUUCACAUAAUUAGUUCACGCGCCACCGCUGUGAAACAUUCCUGUGGAAACCAAUCAAUCCUCUUUGCCCGUGAUCUUGAUAGAUUUUGAUUUCUUGUGAUACAUAGCAGUUCCACACACCUGUUGCGAGAGCUCACAUGAUAUUUAGCGCCUCUUAGGACGCAAUCUGUCAAAUCAAAACGAAUCAUGGCAUUAUUGAUAUUCACCAUCAACUCCUGAGAACAUAAUUCUUCCUGAUGGAAACCGACGAUGAAGAUGUAUUCGCCUUGGACGAAGAGGAGGACGAGAUAAUCGAGAUUCCCCAGGUGUAUAAUCCUGUAGAUGAGAACUUGAUAAAACAGCUGACCGAGGUGGAGGAACAGAUUGAACGUGGAAAGAGGCAGAACGAUGAAAUCAAGUUGGUCACUGAUAAAAUCCUCGAAAAACUUCAUAAAAAGGCUAUGUACUAUGACGCUGACAGCUCUGGCACUGACACCGAUUCCGAGCGUUACGAUGAGGCUGGUGUGCCUGUACUGAAACGUCAGAAAAGGAAGAAAAGUGUAGGUCCACCUGCCCUGAUUGUCUCUGGAGUAUGGCAGCGAGUAGUGGAUGACAAAUGGGUCAUUGGUGUUGAUCUUCAGAAUACGUCGACUAGGGUGCUGGUGGAACCAACUGUGUACGUGAUGAUAAAGGGUCAGAGGGAGUUGCAGGGUGUCACGUGCCUCUGGGAAAUGACGGAGGCAGCAUUGUGGAAUAGGAUAGAGAAUGUGACUCCAGAUGUUGGACAUAAGGUGGCCACUGUAGUCCUCGAUAUGCCGAGUUUCGAGGAUUGCGAAGUUAUCGAGGGUCACGGUGUCAUCAGUUACGAGAUCGAGGGCUAUUAUCUCCAGACCCCAAUCGAGUCCUUCAGCAUGACAGCAGCUCAGGCCGUUGACAAGUCAAUGACACCCAGACACUCGGCUGUCCUCGAGAAGAGUGUUCUGGCGAUAAAAGCAUCUUCUGUCGAGACAACUGUUAGUAUUCCACUGGGACAGGAUCUCGGGGCUAAACUCAUGGACUUCAUGGAAGGGAAUGGAUUCAAUGAGAUCUUUCCUGAUGUUCAUGUCUCUAAGCACACGGAGAUGCUCAGGCAUUGCAUCAUUGAAAUACUCCUGGGGGAGGACGACGUCAAUUUGAGGAUUUCAGCCAAAUCAACAUCACAAGUGAACAUAAUUCUUCACCUCCUGAAAACAGAAAUACCAGAAGUAACAGAGAGAAAUAAAGGCGACAAAUUGCUCGAGGCGGCGAUCGCACUAGAACGAGAGAUCGAAUUAAGAUUAGAGGGGCUCAACCUACGUAAAAUACUCAAUGCCAGUAUCUUCACAGACUUGCUCAUCCCAGAAUAGUCAUCAAUCCCAUGAUUACAUAAUAAAUGAACCCAGUGAUAGAACAGUAGUUCAGAGGUGUUUAAAAACUCAACUAGUAUUUUUCAAAUUAUUUAUUUUGUUAAACUAUAUAAAGCACAUAUUUUAUAAUAGAUGUUGCGAGUGAGUAGAGUGAGUUUGAGUGAGUGUGAGUUAAUGGAACUCGCUGAGCACUUUUCUUAUUAUUUUUGUUUCAUUUAUUUUUCGAUAAAAAAUAUCAUCAUUACGAUCGGCACAUUGUUACGUACCUCAAUCACUCAUGUUCUCAUUCAGUCACAUUUUCAUCGUUAUCCACGAAUCAGUGACAUGUUCUAUUCGAUCAAUAGCUUUGAUAUCCCUGAAGCUUUGAACAAUUCCUACCAGCAUAUUAAGCAUUAACAAUUUCAAUGAAAAUAUACGUGUUUCAAUGCAACAACUCUGUCGGUCCGGCUAUUUGAAAACGAUAAGAAUAAAUACAUAGUUUUUUUUCAUAUUAAAACAUUAAGAUUGACUGAUUAAUCAACGAUGUUUGUCAAUUAAUAUUCAACAUUUUUUUUCAAUUAUGCCGAUUAAUGAUGACAAUUCAUAUCCCUUUCAAUCACCACAUUAGGCAACAAUACAACUCAUCGAUAUUUAUUUUUUUGUUUCAUGACGUUAAAAAGAGGUAGAUGAGUAACGGUGACAGGAUUUUAUUUCGAUUUUUUGUUUCUCAAAUGCUGAUGAAUAAUAAUACUAAUACUCGGCCGUUAUCUCGAACGCAACAAAUGAUUUUUUGACUCUCAUCUGUCGUUGGGCACCGAAUCGUUCAGUAUCGCAGUUUGCAAGAAAGUGAAAUGAUAAUGGACAUUACUUUGUUUUUACAAUUUCUUAUCAUUACCCAUUAUUAUUUAUUGUUGCAGGCUGGAUUAUUCAACGAUUCAGUGGGGUGCAGGCCCAGGCAUCCCUCUUUAUUCCCUUUUACACUCUAGGUAUCGUUACUUAAUGGCUCAGUCUAUCUAGUAUCGCAAAUAUCACUAAGUUUUUUUGUCCAUAUAACACUAGUAUGGCAAGUAUUUUUCAUCAUAGUUUUUUUUUGUUAUUCCCUUCUGAGGCUCUCCAACGUGCAUAUAUUCUUAUCAGCCACAAAAAGAUAAUUGAUUCUUCAGUUUUCCUUUGAUGGUUUUAACAGAAACGUCUGAUAGGAUGAGAACAGGGGGCUAUCUAUUUACAGGGUUUUCUAAUUCCGUUAUUGCGAGGGGAUAAUUCGUUAGGCCUUUACCUUCGAACAACAUUGUGUGCCUAAUUAUCCUCUUUCAUUCGUCCUUAGAAAUUCCUCUCACUCGAUUAUCUUUUUCUUUCUCGUUAGAAAACAAAUGAUUCUGCUAAUUGUUACUGGUUACGUCUCAUCGACUGGUUAAAAUCGGUUCUCUAGGCAUUUUUUUAAAUCUGUGUUUUGGGUGCUCAAGCUCAAGCGAAUUGCAAUUAUUUUUUUUUCUCCAGAACUUUGAAUUUUAGGGCAGAGUCAUUCGUUGGUUCAUUCAGACAGGGAUUUGUUGGGUCUAAUUACAUGUUCGAUGCUCACGAGUGGCGAAUGCAGGAGACCAAGGGAUGAAUUGGUAAUUAGUGGAGACUAAUUAUGUUAAUUCGUUGGUUCUUCAGCGUUCGUGGGUGAUGCUUCACACGUAGAAAAAUAAAUCGUAGAAAAUACAUAGGAAAUUCUGUCUUCGUACAAAGUACACGCGUGCGACGAAAGCUGAAGAGCUAUUUGAUAAACACUCAUU
This is a messenger RNA of Fopius arisanus, 3387 nucleotides long. RefSeq lists its product as uncharacterized. The record is from RefSeq and is a predicted model, not a curated record. Bases 503 to 1630 code for a protein of 375 amino acids. Lineage: Eukaryota; Metazoa; Arthropoda; Insecta; Hymenoptera; Braconidae. The transcript is spliced from 4 exons.